Molecule: messenger RNA, 2870 nt
Organism: Anoplophora glabripennis (Asian longhorned beetle)
Lineage: Eukaryota; Metazoa; Arthropoda; Insecta; Coleoptera; Cerambycidae
Product: protein ABHD17B
Exons: 3
Coding region: 333-1193 (286 amino acids)
Biological process (GO): protein depalmitoylation
Cellular component (GO): endosome membrane; plasma membrane
Molecular function (GO): palmitoyl-(protein) hydrolase activity
Source: RefSeq, a predicted model, not a curated record
UAUAAUAAAAAAAAAUCUGUUUGCCUUUUAUCUUUUAGGUUUAUAAAGUAGUAUUUUUAGAAUGAUUUUCAAAAUUAAAUGAACCCUAUAGUAAAAGAAGCAACCCAUUUGAAGAAGGAAGUGGCAGUGAGGUUGACUCGUUGACUAGUGACUACUAGCACUAGCACUAGCAGUGAAUGCAAGAAGAACGGGAUGUAGGAUGUGGACGUGCCUUUAAAAUGGCGUUGUCAACAAUGAGCAGGAAGGUUUUGUUAUACUGAUUUAGUGUAUAAACAGUUAAUUAAAUUUAGAAGUUAUCUUUAUUUAGCUUAAUUAUAAUAAUUUAAUGAAAAAUGAACGGUCUAAGUUUUAGUGAGUUGUGUUGCUUGUUUUGUUGUCCACCUUGCCCCAGCAGAAUAGCAGCCAAACUAGCAUUUCUACCACCAGAACCAACAUACGAAUUUGUGUCGGACGAAAAUGGAAAAUGCAGUUUUGCGUUGACAGAACGAGCAGAAUGGCAGUUUUCGGAUAGGGAAAAAGAAAAUGUAGAAGUAUUUUUUACAAGAACAAAUAGAGGAAAUCGAAUCGCAUGCUUAUUUGUUAGGUGUAGUAGUACAGCUAGGUUUACUAUUUUGUUUUCACAUGGAAAUGCAGUGGAUUUGGGACAAAUGAGUAGUUUUUAUUUGGGUCUAGGAUCUCGUAUAAAUUGUAACAUAUUUAGUUAUGAUUAUUCCGGUUACGGUGUGAGUGCAGGUAAACCAUCAGAGAAAAAUUUGUACGCUGACAUUGAUGCUGCAUGGCAAGCUCUUAGGACUAGAUAUGGCAUUAGCCCUGAAAAUAUAAUACUCUAUGGCCAAAGCAUUGGCACCGUACCCACAGUAGAUUUGGCGGCACGAUAUGAAGUUGGGGCUGUGAUAUUGCAUUCUCCUCUCAUGUCUGGCAUGAGAGUUGCCUUUCCUAACACAAAAAGAACAUGGUUUUUCGAUGCCUUUCCCAGUAUCGAUAAAGUUCCAAAAGUAAUGUCACCAACAUUAAUAAUACAUGGGACAGAAGAUGAGGUGAUAGACUUUUCUCAUGGGCUAACCAUCUUUGAAAAGUGUCCUAAAGCUGUGGAACCCUUAUGGGUUGAGGGGGCAGGUCAUAAUGAUGUGGAAUUGUAUUCAGUUUACUUGGAAAGGCUUAGACAAUUUGUGAUGGUAGAAUUAGAUAACUGACAACUAUUGGCUGGCGAGGAUGUAACUUUUAGUUCGGGUACGUCAAGUUCGGUAGGCGAAAAAUUACUCUAGCCAGCAUUAGCAGGAGUGGUUAAUGUGAAGAAAACCUCAUCCUCGAAGCCGUUCUCCUGCGGAAAAUUUAAAAUUAAGAACCAACCUAAACUACCAUUAUUGACAACAAUCUGCCACAGUGUACCGCCAGUGUGUCUCACUGUAUGUCACUGUCUACUACUUGAGACCACUUGCUAGCUACUGCUCUGUAUUUUCUACUGUAAAUAUUGUUACUUGUGGACUUUUAUCAAAUGUGAAUGAAUAUCGGAAGACAAUCCUUAAAGUGAUGCAAUACUGAUUAGUACGGUCCUAUGUAAACAUGGAAAUUUAAGUUUUUGUACAGUGUUUUACAUAUUGUUGCUUAAAUAUUUUAUAUAUAUACUUAGAUAGGUAGGAAAAUUACUACUACAAUUUUCAAUCUUGUAUAUUUAUGAUUUUAGUUUAUUUUGUCUAGUGUUUAAUUUGUAACUAAAAAUAAAACGUUAGUUUACAAUAAAUUUGGAAGAUAUUAAUGUAGGUUAAUAUUUCUAUUUGGAUAACUUAAUGUACUUAAUAUGUUCCAAAAAAAAACAUGAAAAUGGAAACUUGUGUUGAUACACAAUUUCUUUUACUCCAAAUGAUAUUUUCUGUACUUAUAAUUGCAACAGUAGGAAAGAUUAUCACUUCCCACAUAUCUGUCCUUUAAAUGACUAGAAUUUACUUUCAAAUCAAUUUCCCUCAUGGUCAAGUAAUUUUUUUCUUUAUUUUGGUAUAAGAAAACAAAAAUUUGUUUAAACAGGUAUUGUGAAGGACUAUUAAAGCUUACUUAAUUUUUUUAUAGAAUUUGUUGCAUAUUGUGUAAGUAGAAAAUUAUUUAUUUAUUUCCUUUUAACAUACAUCAAUACCUUAUUAAUGGUUUAUAUGGACUGAUAAACAAAAAUGUGUAUAUAAAAUAUGAUAAUUUGAAGUCAUGUGAUUAUAAUUACUAUUUUUUUAUCGAUAUGAAAUAUUAAUUUCAUUUUAGUAACAAAGAAUUUGUACUAAACCGAUUAUAGAUAAUAGUAUUAUAAAAUGUGCAAUAAAAAAAUUAACCAAGUGUAAUAUUAAAUAAAGUGCUUUAUCAUAUCAGGGGUAAAUAGUACAAAAACAUAAGUUUUCAUGUGAAUUAUAGGCAUUCCGUUGACUAACUUGGUCUAUGUGUGGAUUUUUAACUUCAUCGAUAAUGUGUUCUGUUGGGAAGGAGUAAGCCCUGUCCAACCCUGUCCGUUUGACGUUAACUAAAAUUGAUUUAGUAUUUUCAUCAAAAUAAUUUAUUUUGCGUCAUCUAAUUUUUAUAAUUUCGGAAUGUAAAUAUUUUUUAAAUGGACAUUUUUUGAAUUAUUUAUUGAUUUUCAAAUUUUUUAUAGUGAACAUUUUAGUAAGUCAUACUUGAGAGAUGAAUUUUUGUAUUCAUUAUUAUAUGAGCAUAAGUUUAACAUGUCAAAAUUUUAAUUCAGAGAAAUCGUAUUAAGAAUGACUUACUAGUUAUCUCAAUUGUACAUACUAUGGAUGGAUUAGUUUCCAGCCAUACGUUGUAUUUAUUUUUAUAAGUUGAAGUUUUUCUGUAAAAGAGUAUGAAGUAUCAGGUUCAUUUGUUUCUCAACACUA